Molecule: messenger RNA, 517 nt
Organism: Spirometra erinaceieuropaei
Lineage: Eukaryota; Metazoa; Platyhelminthes; Cestoda; Diphyllobothriidea; Diphyllobothriidae
Source: the annotation of a GenBank genome assembly
AUGCUCAGUGCUCGUGUCAGACCAUCGAACGCCUCCGAACCAAGUAAACAAACACCCAAAUGCGUCAUCGCAGCCUACGCCUCCGUAAAUGCGAUCAGUGACGAUACUAGCGGGCCUCUGCCCCGCUAUAUAAACGCCAGCGAGCAUUGUUCGCGCAUAGCGCAGCAUGCAGUCUCCGGUAGCACUUUUAUGUCUCCUUGGACUUACUGUUUUAGCGGCUUCCCUUCAGCCGCAAAACCCAGCACACCUCGAUCAGCUGGUGGACGAAGUGAACACCGCGACGGUGGACGAGGAGGAGGAAUCCCAGCUGCACGGAGACGAGGUCCUGACACCAGCGCGUAUUUCGCUGAGGCCACUAGGACGCUUCGCCGGUCGCGCCAUUAGAGCCGGUGCGCGAGCGGUCGGACGGGUAGCAAGGAAGGUCUGGUCGGGUGCCAAGAGGGUCGGCAGAGCCGUGUGGCGCCAAGUCAGCAUCCCCCUGCAGUGGCCCAAGAAAAAGGACAAGAAGAAGAGAUAA